UUUACGUAUUUGUCCUCGGCAGCGCCACCGCCUUCCUUCCUCUCUCCGCUCUCUCUCUCCGCUGCAACCGUUGGCGGCGGAUUCGCUCUAUAACGAUUCUCCGGAUAUUUUUCAGGGUGCUGUGAGUGAGCGUGGACUGCUGAUAGAGCUCUGAGGGUGAUGGAUGGAGUCAAAUUUUGAAAUUGUUGAGAGGAAUGGAAAACAGUAGAAGAGGAGUACCUAUGGCGGAGGUGAGUUUAGAGAUGUGGAAGGCAUGCGCCGGCACCUUGGCCCAAUUGCCGCCGGAGGAUUCGAAGGUAUAUUAUUUCCCCCAAGGCCAUGCUGAGCACACUCUUACUACAAUGGAUUUUGGGAAUUUCCCCAAAAUUGCAUCUAUGAUUCCCUGCAGAGUGAUUAGUGUGAAACAUUUGGCCGAUUCUGAAACUGAUGAAGUCUACGCUAAGAUGAAGCUGAUUCCUCUUGAGAAAAACGAGUGUGUCUUUGGUAAUGAUGGUAGCGAUGGCGUCGGAGAGAGAGGAUCUUCUAGUACUAAAAAGAAAUCGUCUUCCUAUGUGAAGACACUGACUCAGUCGGAUGCCAACAAUGGUGGAGGGUUCUCUGUUCCUCGCCACUGUGCGGAAACAAUCUUCCCGCCGUUGGAUUACAAUGUCGAUCCGCCUGUCCAGAAUUUGAAAGCGAGGGAUGUUCAUGGGAUGGAAUGGAACUUCAGGCAUAUCUUCCGGGGAACUCCGAGGAGGCACUUGUUGACGACUGGAUGGAGCUCUUUUGUGAAUAAAAAGAAACUGACGGCUGGAGACUCAGUUGUGUUUGUGAAGGAUGAGAAUGGGGAGAUUCUUGUUGGGAUUCGAAGGUCGAAGAAGAUUGGAUUGUUUGGUGGGAAUGAGUCCUCUUCUCCAUGGAACUCGGGGGUUUUUGGAGGGUUUUCCUCCUUUUUGGAGGAGGAUGAGAAGAACCUCGAUGAUACAAGUGUUGGUAGUGUAAAUACGAGGGAUAAGGGUAAAGUGAAGCCUGAGAUGGUGCUCGAAGCUGCAUUCUUGGCUGCUAAUGGCAGCCCUUUUGAGGUUGUCUUCUAUCCACGUGCAGGCACGCCCGAGUUUUGUGUGAAGGCUUCGUUAGUGGAUCAUGCUACAAGGAUCUCCUGGUGCACUGGACUUAGGGUCAAGAUGCCAUUGGAAAGUGAGGAUGGAGCCAAAAUAACUUGCCAUGUUGGAACUGUAAAUGCUGUUCAGGUUCUUGAUCCCGUCCAUUGGCCUGUUUCAUUUUGGCGAUCGGUUCAGGUGACAUGGGAUGACAAUGACCAGUUGCAAAACAUGAAAUACAUCAACCCUUGGCUUGUCGAGACAAAUCCAAUUAUUCCGCUUAUCAGUGUUCCCCCCUUCGGACCAAGAAAGAGGAUGCGUUUGCAGCACCACUCGGAUUUCCUGCUUGAUCCCCAAUUUCCAAUGCCAUCAUUCUCAGGCAUCCCCCUAAGUUCGAGCAGUUCCUUAACCUGCAUUUCCAACAGCUUUUCCGCAGGCAUACAGAGCGCCAGGCAAUCUCAAAUUGGAGUCCAGUCAUUGGAUCUCCACCUUAACAACAAACAGCCGAUCGGAGGACUUCUGAAGCCCAAUAUUCCCAAUACAAUGGAGAAGGAUGUUGUCGAGGAUAAGGGAAAUAUAUCCUGUCUAUUGACCAAUGGAAGUUCUAGUCAGAAGACGAAAAACAGUCCAUUCUUUAUCUUUGGUCAGCGGAUACUCACAGAACAGCAGAUUUCUGAGCUGUUUUUGCACUGUCAUUCUUCUGAACUUACUCUCGGCACUGGACACUGUAGGGUUUUCCUGGAGUCGGAACAUGAAGGCCGGUCUCUUGAUCUAUCUACACUUGGCUCGUAUGAAGAGCUGUAUGAAAAAUUACAAGAAAUGUUUGGGAUUGAAAGUGUACAGAUGCCGAAGCGUGUGUUUUAUAGUGAUGCAUCCGGCGCUGUUAAACAAACUGGCCGCGAACCCUUCAGUGAAUUUGUGAAAGCAGCCGAAAGACUGGGCGUACAAAGAGUAAAUUAAUGACGGGUUUGGCGAGCGAGGAGGUCGGUCGGUCUGGAAUCGUCGAAGCAGGCGGGAGGAGAGCUAUGUAUGUAUUUUCCAGAAGAGGGAAUAUUAUGUGGUUAGUUUUUCUCAUCAUUAUGUUGAAGUUUUUUAUGAACUAGCUUGAGCUUGUCCUUUCUUUUUGUGGAUGGAUUGAUUUCAUGGACAGUUAUAGUUAUUGUAGUUACUAUGUUUUGCUCUGCAUCA
Molecule: messenger RNA, 2267 nt
Organism: Andrographis paniculata
Lineage: Eukaryota; Viridiplantae; Streptophyta; Magnoliopsida; Lamiales; Acanthaceae
Product: auxin response factor 16-like
Exons: 5
Coding region: 195-2039 (614 amino acids)
Biological process (GO): regulation of DNA-templated transcription; response to hormone
Cellular component (GO): nucleus
Molecular function (GO): protein binding; DNA binding
Source: RefSeq, a predicted model, not a curated record